Messenger RNA from Pogonomyrmex barbatus (red harvester ant), 582 nucleotides. It is a transcript of the gene Syt20, whose product is annotated as synaptotagmin 20. Gene Ontology annotation, cellular component: exocytic vesicle; plasma membrane. The record is from RefSeq and is a predicted model, not a curated record. Lineage: Eukaryota; Metazoa; Arthropoda; Insecta; Hymenoptera; Formicidae. Gene Ontology annotation, molecular function: phosphatidylserine binding; calcium-dependent phospholipid binding; calcium ion binding. Gene Ontology annotation, biological process: synaptic vesicle endocytosis; calcium ion-regulated exocytosis of neurotransmitter.
GAAUUUGGCAAUAUUUUGUUAGCUAUAAGCUAUCUGCCCACAGCAGAGAGAUUGACUAUUAACAUCAUGAAAUUGCGUGACAUCAAAUUUAUACCAAUUGUGUCAAGUUUAAACGAAUUUAAUCCUUAUAUUAGAGUAUUAAUGAUAAACGGAAAAACAGGCAAAAAGAUGAAGAAGAAAAAAACCAAAUUUUUGCGUGCCAUUGCACAACCAGAAUUUAACGAGAUUUUAACAUUUGACUUAGCAGUCACUCAACUCGAUACUAUUCAAUUUUUGAUAGUGCUUUGUAGCAAGGUUUUACCGGAAGGAUUAUCUGCCAACAAUACCGAAGCGAGUGACAGCGAAGAUUCUAUCAGUUCCAUUAGAAAAUCUACUGAUAUUUUCAUCGGUAAAGUGGCUCUUGGGAAAGGUGUGAGAGGUUCUACGGAAAGACUGCAUUGGUUUUCAGUGCUUCAAAAUCCAAGAAAACUUGUAACCGUUUGGCAUAUUCUAAAAUAAUAAAAGCUAUAGUUAUGUUAUUAUGCAGAGUGACCCAACACAGCUAUUGUUAUGUUAUUAUCCCAAUAAAACAAUUAUAUCAAA